AUCCCUUAGAAGGACGAGAGUUUGUGGAAGUUGUUCUUAUGAGGAUGGGAAAUGUCGCUUUAAAUGCGUUAAAGGUUUAUUUAGUCCCCUGUAUCAGUGUCUAUAGUUGGCGCUGAUGAUGGUCAGCGAGCGGUAAGAGAAUGUGAGGACUCAGGACCAGCUGAUCGCAUUCAGCUUUGCUUAGAUCGCUGGCGUGCAUCCGCAGGUGUUCGGUUUGGGGUUUAUAAUCUCAGAGCUCAGGGAGCAUGAGCCAUUUGCAGAACUUACUGUUAGAUACCCUCCUGGGAACAAAGCAUGUGGACAGUGCAGCCCUCAUCAAACUCCAGGAGCGAAGCUUGAGUGUAGCAUCACCUGGAUUUAGCGUAAUGCCCAGUGAUGUCCGAACUCUUGUGAAUGGAUUCGCCAAGAACCCUUUGCAAACCAGAAGAGAAGGAUUGUAUUUCAAGGAAAAGGACUACAAAUGUGUCCGGGCAGAUGACUAUUCUCUUUAUGCUAAGAAUGAAAACACUGGUGUGGUUGUUGUGAAAACCCAUCUGUAUCUUCUGGUGGCAACUUACACUGAAGGCAUGUAUCCUAGUGUUUGUGUGGAAGCCACGGAGAAACUGGGAGACUAUCUAAGAAGAAAGGGAAAUUAAGUCAUCAAAGGACUAUGAAAGACAGCUUUUGUUAUUUUAGGAAAUUGAUUCUAAAGAAAAAGUAAUGCCUUAGUUUGUGGUUGAAAAACUCUGGGAAGAAGAUACGGAAAAGGAAGGAAGAAUGGGUUAAGGAAGUGAUUUUUCUUAUUUCAUGAGAUCCUCUUCUUUAAUUGGAAUUCUUUGAUAAGCUUUA
Messenger RNA from Hyaena hyaena (striped hyena), 828 nucleotides. RefSeq names its product profilin family member 4 (gene PFN4). Gene Ontology annotation, molecular function: actin monomer binding. The transcript is spliced from 5 exons. Lineage: Eukaryota; Metazoa; Chordata; Mammalia; Carnivora; Hyaenidae. The coding region runs from base 246 to 635 and encodes 129 amino acids. Gene Ontology annotation, cellular component: cell cortex. The record is from RefSeq and is a predicted model, not a curated record.